AUGGAUAAUAACAAUUCAGAUAAUGAAUCAAGUGAAUUUGAAGAACCACAUAUAACACCAGAAACUUUUAUAAUAUCUUUGCUUCAAGGCAAAUUAACAGCAGUAAAUCUCCGAAUAGACUAUCAAUUUAGAGGACCACCACUAGAAGGAGUUUGCCUUUAUGAUUAUGCGUUAACGAUCCAAAAAAUUCCUGCUAACCAGCAUGAACUUUCAAUAAUAUCGGAACAACAUUUAAGAAGUAUAAAUACUCAUCAAUCCUCAAAGACAUGCAUAAAGGAUAUCUAUCAGAAGACCAACGAACAACCAUACGAUCAAGAAUUCUUGGCGAUGACCGCGUAA
Molecule: messenger RNA, 339 nt
Organism: Dentiscutata erythropus
Lineage: Eukaryota; Fungi; Glomeromycota; Glomeromycetes; Diversisporales; Gigasporaceae
Source: the annotation of a GenBank genome assembly